GUGUCAACCUAGCGAUACUCCCGAACUCUCUCCUUUUCUCUCUCUAAAAAGCCCAAACAUUUCAAACUUUCUGUCCCUCCCAUUUGACUCUCUCACUCUCUCUCUUUCUCUCUCUAGAUUCCUCUCUUUUUCUCUGUUAGGGUUUCUGCCAAGGAAAAGAUUCAGCUAAGCUCUAAUGGAAGCGGGACGUGUUGUUUAGUGAAGGAACAGUGGGGUCAUUUUUCCUCAAUCAACAGAGCAGAUUGGUUAAGGACUGAGAAAUUAUAAAAAUUUAGACUCUCAAAUUAGCUAUAUUUUGCCCUGGCAUGGUUCUAAGCAUGCAUAUAGUGGAUAGAUGCAUCAAAACAGAACUCGUGGUUGGUUAUUGGAGAGGCGUAAACCUGUUGCUGAAUUAAACGAAGCUUAUUGAAUAUCGGAAUGUUCCUUCAUCAAAUCCAGAGUCCACCCAGAUUUUUGGUAUAGGUCUCCAUAUCAGUUUUUCAAAAUAUGCAACACCGACUAUCCCUUAGAAACGGGAGUUGGAGGUGGUUGAAACAUUUUGGUUUUGGUGUAAAGGCGAUGCUUGAGCUCUAAGGUUUAUCUGUGUCAUUGAGUCAUUGAGUCAAAUUUUGUUUUAUGCUCUAUGAAAGCCGUAUAUCCUCCAUCAAAGAGAGGACCACUAUAUUUUAAGUUCUUUUAUUCAUUUUGUUAUUCUUCAUCCAGCAUUGUGAUUAGGGAAUAGCAAGGACAAGAAGGAUACUUGCAUGGAUCACUCAGAACAAACACUGCAACAACAGCACCAGCAGCAGCACCAUCAACAGCAGCCUGCAGUUGGUGUCGUAGCAGGUUCUGGUCAAAUGACAUCAUAUCCUCCUCCUUCGUAUCAAAGUGCUCCCAUGGUGGCUUCUGGAACUCCUGCUGUGUCUGUCCCUUCCCCAACGCACCCUCCCACCACUUUCCCUGAUCCGUCACAUCAGCUUGCCUACCAGAAAAUACAGCACUUUCACCACCAACAACAGGUGCAACAACAGAUGCAGCUUCAAGAGUUCUGGUCGGACCAAAUGCAAGACAUUGAGAAAGCAUCCGACUUCAAGAAUCACAGCCUUCCACUUGCUAGAAUUAAGAAAAUAAUGAAAGCUGAUGAGGAUGUUCGAAUGAUAUCUGCUGAGGCUCCAGUUAUAUUUGCAAAGGCAUGCGAAAUAUUCAUCUUGGAGCUGACUUUGCGCUCGUGGAUUCACACAGAGGAGAACAAAAGGAGGACAUUACAAAAGAAUGAUAUCGCAGCAGCUAUUUCAAGGACUGACGUCUUUGAUUUUUUGGUUGAUAUUAUCCCAAGAGAUGAGUUGAAAGAAGAGGCACUUGGUGUGACCAAGGCUACCCUCCCAGUGGUGGGUUCCCCAGCAGAUGUUCCAUACUAUUAUGUUCCACAGCAGCAUCCUGUGGGAGCUCCUGGGAUGAUCAUGGGGAAGCCAGUUGAUCAAGCAGCAAUGUAUGCUUCUCAACAGCCUCGACCACCUGUGUCUUUCAUGCCGUGGGCUCAGUCUCAACCUCAACAGCCGCAGCAACAGCAACAACAGGCCCAACAGCAGCAGACGGACACUUAAUGAUUCUGGCCAAAGCUGUUGCCAAAGCUGUUGCGGGGCAUAGCGUGUUAUCGUUAGAGAUGAGUUUUAGUACCGUUGGAUUAGUUGGCGAGUGUGACGCUACACCCUAGUGGAUUGUGCAGUGCAGCUAAAGUUAGGUUUAUUGUGUAUGUGCUCUGUGUCUCUACUGAUUUGAAGUUUUAGCUUUUCGCGUGUUAUUAUCUCGGAUUUAAAAGUUUGAAAAUUGACUUAAUUUUUUUAGUGCUUUUGAUUGUUA
This is a messenger RNA of Pyrus x bretschneideri (Chinese white pear), 1839 nucleotides long. Its product is annotated as nuclear transcription factor Y subunit C-2. The transcript has 2 exons. The record is from RefSeq and is a predicted model, not a curated record. Gene Ontology annotation, biological process: regulation of DNA-templated transcription. Lineage: Eukaryota; Viridiplantae; Streptophyta; Magnoliopsida; Rosales; Rosaceae. Gene Ontology annotation, cellular component: nucleus. Bases 744 to 1583 code for a protein of 279 amino acids. Gene Ontology annotation, molecular function: DNA-binding transcription activator activity, RNA polymerase II-specific; protein heterodimerization activity; DNA binding.